This is a messenger RNA of Stegostoma tigrinum, 3386 nucleotides long. RefSeq names its product peptidyl-prolyl cis-trans isomerase FKBP10-like. NCBI's taxonomy places the organism in Eukaryota, Metazoa, Chordata, Chondrichthyes, Orectolobiformes, Stegostomatidae. The transcript is spliced from 10 exons. Gene Ontology annotation, molecular function: calcium ion binding; peptidyl-prolyl cis-trans isomerase activity. The record is from RefSeq and is a predicted model, not a curated record. Bases 694 to 2388 code for a protein of 564 amino acids.
AAAAGCUGUUCUUCCCGAUUCCCAUCAAACAAUUCUCAAAGCUCCCGCCCCCACCUCACCGAGAACCGACUUUAAACCGAGAGCUAAUCCAAGAGCCGCCCCCGAUUAAACUGGGGAAAGUCAAGCCAGAGACAGUCGGAGCUGCGAAAUCCUGGGACAGCUAUAUCCUGGGAAGACCUCCGCACACGUUUACAACAUUCCAGAAAGAGAGGAAGAAAAAAUCCCAGUGACGGGAGGGGUGUGUGUGAGACCAGUUAGACAGAACUCUGUUCGCCACAGAGACUACACUUCCAACUUUUCAACAGUUUGUUCAUUUCACCGCGUCACUUUCACACUCUCUUCCGUCCUCUUCCAGAUCACUUCCACUCUCUCCUCUUCCAGAUCGCUUCCAUCCUCUCUCUCCUCUUCCAGAUCACUUCCACACUCUCUCCCCUCCCAGAUCACUUUCACUCUGUCUCCCCUCCCAGAUCACUUUCACUCUGUCUCCCCUCCCAGAUCACUUGCACUGUCUCUCCCCUUCCAGAUCACUUCCACUCUCUCUCCUCUUCCAGAUCGCUUCCAUCCUCUCUCUCUCUUCGGAUCCGUUUCACACUCUCUCCCUUCUCUUUUAGGUCAGUUUCACUCUCUCUCUGUCUCUCCCUACCUACUCCCAGUCCACCCCCCACCACCCUCCCGUGCAGGUCACUUCUUAGGAUGAGUACUCCCCUGCUCCCGGGCCUGUGUGUCCUGUUCUCCCUGGUUCUCUGUGAGCCGGGCCCCCUCUCCGAUGUUCUAGUUGACAGAUACUUCAUCCCGGCCGAGUGCUCCCGGCAGGUUCAAAGCGGAGACUUCAUCCGUUACCACUACAACGGCACCUUCGCGGAUGGCAAGAAAUUCGAUUCAAGCUAUGACCACAGCAAUACCUUCAACGUUGAAGUAGGAAAGGGGCGCCUCAUCCCAGGAAUGGAUAAAGCUGUCCUUGGAAUGUGUGUCAAUGAAAGGCGACGUAUUGUCAUUCCCCCCCACCUUGGAUAUGGCAGCCAAGGAGUCGACAAUGUCAUCCCUCCAGAUACCACUCUGUACUUUGACAUCAUUCUCCAUGAUAUCUGGAACCAUAAUGACAAGGUGCAAACAAAGACUUUGCACAGACCCGCAGUUUGCAACCGCACAGUGCAGAGCUCCGACUACGUCCGAUAUCAUUACAAUGGCACUCUGCUCAAUGGGACACUCUUUGAUUCAAGCCACAAUCGCAUGAGUACGUAUGACACCUAUGUGGGCAUUGGCUGGUUGAUCAAGGGGAUGGAUGAAGGGCUCCUGGGAAUGUGUGUAGGAGAGAGAAGAAUGAUCAUCAUCCCUCCUUUCCUGGCCUACGGAGAGACUGGGUAUGGCAGUGACAUUCCCCCACAGGCCAGUUUGGUAUUUGAUACCCUGCUGCUGGAUCUCCACAACCAGAAUGACACAGUCUCCAUAGAGAAGCUGGCUGUCCCAGAGCCCUGCACUCGGCAAAUCGAGACUGGAGACUUCAUCCGCUACCACUACAAUGGCACUCUGUUGGAUGGAACCUUCUUCGACUCUAGUUACUCACGGAAUCAUACAUACGACACGUAUAUUGGAAUGGGUUAUGUUAUUUCUGGUAUCGACCAAGGCUUGCUGGGAGCGUGUAUGGGAGAGAUGCGGCGAGUCAUCAUCCCCCCACACCUGGCUUAUGGACAGGAUGGUGUUGCCAAUAAGAUUCCGCCCUCUGCUGUGCUGGUCUUUGAUGUUCACAUCAUCGAUUUCCAUAAUCCAAAGGACAAAGUGCAAAUCCAACCUUACUUCAAGCCAGGUGCCUGCAACAGGACAUCACAAGUCAAUGACUAUGUGACUUAUCACUACAAUGCUUCUCUCAUGGAUGGUACCCAACUCUACACCUCCCGUGAGUUUGACAGUCCUCCAACUUUAAUCCUGGGCUCCUCGAAAACAAUUGAAGGGUUGAGUCAAGGCUUGCUUGACAUGUGUAUCGGAGAGAAACGGAUUUUGACAGUACCACCGCAUCUUGGCCAUGGAGAGAAGGGAGCUGGAGACAUACCAGGCAGUGCAGUGCUGAUGUUUGAUGUUGAACUGCUCGACAUGAAGCCAGGGGUCCCAGAGGGUUAUCUGUUUGUUUGGACUGAUAAACCUCCAGCCAAACUCCACGAGGAGCUUGAUAGCAACCAGGACGGAGAGAUCUUACUUGAAGAGUUUACUCGUUAUAUCAUGGCACAGGUUGAUCAAGGCACAGGUCGUCUCUCACCAAUCGAUGAUCCUGACAAACUAAUCAAUGACAUGUUUAAAAACCAGGACCGCAACCAGGAUGGGAAGAUCACUCCAGAAGAGCUCAAACUGAAGACUGAUGAGGACAACGAACGGAUUGUGAAAGAUGAGCUCUGAAUAUCUCACAUACUAAAAAACUUUCCAGACUUUCCCAAAGCAAGCGCCCUGUAAAUAUAACAUUGGAAGAGAAGGUUUUCAAUUCUCUAUUCCAUUUACUGAUUUAGUUUAAUGGCCCCAUUUGCAUUUUUUUCUUGUCUCCCUUUUCUGUAGCUUGUUUUGACUUUCUCCUUGUGAGGUUGUCCCCUCUGCAUAGUUGGCUCAGGAUCAAUGAUGCUAGGAUUGAUUGUCCUCCUUUCUAGGUAAGGUCUGGGGACACUAAACAAUGAUUACACCUGCAUUAAUAACUCUGUGUUGUGUGGGUGUGCACCUGUGUGUCAAGUAUUUAGAAAUACGCUAAGGGGGAAAAUUGCCAAAAAUUGACCUGGCAGCUCUCUGUGAAUCUCAAAUUCUCAAUGGAAAGGUCCAAAAAACAUCCACAACAAACUGUAGAAACUGAGUUCUUAAUACUGCAUUUGGAAACAGUGAUUUUGAGAAAGUUACUCUUUCCAAUCCCCCCCAUCCCAUCAGCUGUGACUCCCUAAAGUUUUCACAGCAGUAACCACAAAACUACUCAAAUUCAGGGAAUGAGUCACACAUGGGGGUGCCUUUAAUGCUUUGGGAGAAUUGUCUCUCUAUCCAGGACACACACGGUCUUGGUUGAGGUCUCUUGUUCCCUCAAUCCUGUCCUGACUGAGUUCAGUGCCUUUCACUGGCUGUGUCUGUUGUAUGGAGACAGGUGCUUGAGGCUACGCCUGGACUUACACCCAUCCUUGGCUUCAGUUGUUAUAAAGUUCCAGGUCUCCUGUUCAGGACAUUUCUCAUCCUUUUUAGAAAUAUGUUUGCGCAUUGAGCAGAUUUUGGGAAGAGUGUUUGUGGAGUGAAGCUGUGGUCCCUGAUCUCCAAUGGAAACUUUGAUAUUUGAUGCUGUAAGGAAGUGGGGAAUUUCCACAUCGUUUGAAAAAGGAUAACUAAAUGGAUUUCUUGUAUAAAAUAUUAUAAACUUUUAUCAUCAUUUU